Molecule: messenger RNA, 4542 nt
Organism: Closterium sp. Naga37s-1
Lineage: Eukaryota; Viridiplantae; Streptophyta; Zygnematophyceae; Desmidiales; Closteriaceae
Source: the annotation of a GenBank genome assembly
AUGCAGCCAUGGCUUCUUCAGCUGCCCGCUGCCCGCCGGCGCACUCUCGCGCUCGGCGCAGCGUUGCUGGUGGGCGGGGGGGGCGCAGCAGCGGUCGCUUAUUACAGAUCCGUCGCCGUCGCGGCAGCUGUUAGGCGCAGGGAAGCAAGAGCGGCGCUGUCGCAAACUGGCGCGUCAGAGGAACAGGCGGAGGGGGAAGCGGCGGCGCUGAUUGAGGGGGCGGGGGACGAGGAUGGCAGGCGGAAGAAGGCUUCGUGGAAGGGCAAGGGCGGGGAGGGCGGCGGAGCAGAGAAGGGGCGUCGGCGGAAGAAGGGGGGAGGGAUGGCCUCGGUUGGCGCUAUAUGCAGCUUUCUGGCCGCGAGGAUGGGCGAGAAGGGGUGGCAGCGGCUUGCUGCCUUAGCAGCCAUAGCAGUGGUGCGCACGGUGCUGAGCAACCGCCUGGCGCGCGUGCAGGGGCUGCUGUUCCGGUCGACGUUCCUGCGCAACGUGCCCCAGUUCACGCGCCUGAUCACGGAAAACCUGCUGCUGUGCCUCGCGCACUCGCUCAUCUUCUCCUCCUCCAAGUUCCUCACCGGCAGCCUGUCCCUCCAGUGGCGCUCGCUGCUCACCGCCGCCAUUCAUAAGCUCUACUUCAAGGGCAUGGUGUACUACCGCAUGUCGCACGUGGACAAGCGCGUGGACAGCGCAGAGCAGCGCAUAGUGAGCGACGUGCCGCACAUCUGCAACGAGCUCGCGGACCUGCUGCACGACCUGCUCGUCGCCGCCACUGAUGCCACCUUCUACACCUACUCGCUCACCACCUACACUCACCCCAAAUACGCCGGGGGGAUUUUGGGAUACGUCCUGGCUGCGGGAGCCCUCACGAGCGCACUUGCCCCACCCUUCGGCAAGCUCCUGGGCAAGGAGCAGCAGCAGGAGGGCGAGUACCGGCAGCUACACGCUCGCGUGCGCACACACAGCGAGAGCAUCGCGUUCUACGGAGGCCACGGCCGAGAGGGCGCGCUCAUCUCCCAGGCGUUUUCCGCCCUUGUGAAGCACAGCGCAGGCGUGUUACGGACGCAGUGGUGGUUCGGAAUAGUGCAGGACUUUCUGCUGAAGUACUGUGGGGCUACUUGGGCCGUGGUGCUGAUCAUAGGGCCGUUCUUCGGCGCGAGCAUGCAGACGCAGGGGUCGAGGGAGGCGCGUGCGGAGAUGCUGUCUCGCAUGCGGUACCACACGUCCGUGGUCAUUGCGCUGUUCCAAGCCAUGGGCACCAUUGCCGGUAGCUCCAGGCGUAUCAUCCGGCUCAGUGGGUAUGCAGACCGCAUUUGUGAGCUCAUGCAAGUGGCUAAGGACUUGAGCCAGCAAGACGCGCACAUGCACUCUCAGGAAGACGGAGCAGAAGGAGGAGGAAGACGAAUCAGCGAGGGGGAGAGUCAUACACAGGUCCUGGCAAAGGCAGGGAAGGCGGCGCAAGGGGAUGGGGAGGGGGAGGGCGAGGGCGGUGGUAGCGGCGGUGGAAAGUUUGCGGAGGCCAAGUAUAUAGAGUUUGAGAACGUGACGGUGGUGACGCCGGCAGGAGCGAAGCUGGUGGAUGGGCUGACACUGCGAGUGAACCCGGGAGAAAACCUGCUCAUCACAGGCCCCAACGGCAGUGGCAAGAGCAGUCUAUUCCGAGUGCUGGGCGGGCUGUGGCCCCUCGUGGAGGGCCGAAUCAGCAAGCCUGGGCGAGCAGCGGACCUGAGUCACGACAUAUUCUACGUGCCGCAGCGGCCGUACAUGGCCAUCGGCACCCUUCAGGAUCAGCUCGUGUACCCUCUCACUGCCAACGACCUCCCGGAGCCUCUGCAGGAGGAAAGGCUAAGGGAGAUGCUGCGCGUGGUUGACUUGGAGGACUUGGUGGACCGGUACGGCAUGGAGAGGGAGGUGAACUGGGGCGAGGAGCUGUCGCUGGGGCAGCAGCAGCGCUUUGGCAUGGCGCGCCUGUUCUACCACGCACCUGCGUUCGCCAUUUUGGACGAGUGCACCAGUGCUGUCACCACUGACAUGGAGGAGAGGUUCUGUCGCCUGGUGGAGCGCAUGGGCACGACGUGUGUGACCAUCUCGCACCGCCCUGCCCUCGUGGCCUUCCAUGAAACCGUGCUUGCACUCGAUGGCGAGGGCGGCUGGACCGUGCACUACAAGACCAACCCGUCGUCCCCAGGCUCCCCUGCGUCCAUCGUGGAGCAGGUGGCGGGGGCAGCGGGGUCGCCCCGGGGCAGUGCGGUGUUGGUGGCGGGCGGUGCGAGUGUGCGCGCGGGAGGUGUAUCGGAACGCAAGGCGGACGCACAGGUCAACGCCACACACUUCCUGCACGCCACAGACAAGCACAUGGGAGGCAAGGCGGCGCAGCAAGCGGAGGAAGUGAAGAUAGAGGGCGAGGUGCUGGCAGUGUCGCCGGCCAUAGAGGGCCCCCUGCCCAUCGUGCCUCACAUUCGACCCAAGAAGCGCGGCUUCUCUGCCCGCCUCAAUGCCAUGAUCCGCAUCCUGUUCCCCAAGCUGGGAGGGGUACAAACAGCACAGUUGGGGAUGCUAGCGUUCCUGGUGGUGGCACGCACAGGCCUGUCCGAUAGAAUCGCCUCUCUCAACGGCACGAGUGUGCGCAAUGUGCUACAGCAGGACAAGGUGGCGUUCAUGCGCCUCAUUGCCGUCUCCAUUCUGCAGAGCCUCGCCUCCGCUGUCAUCGCCCCCUCGCUCAGGCAUCUACAGUCAUCACUGGCACUGGGAUGGAGGCGGCACCUCACAGCCCACCUCACCCGCCUUUACUUCAGACAUAACGCUUUCUACAAGGUGGUGGCGUUGGGAACGGAGGGUCUAACAGACGCGGACCAGAGGCUAUGUGACGACGUGAACCGGGUCUGCUCGGACGUGUCAGGGCUGGUAUCAAGCCUCGUGAAGCCCAUAGUGGAUAUCUUCUGGUUCACCUGGCGCAUGCGCUGCCUCACAGGGCAGAGGGGCGUGGGCAUUCUGUACGCGUACAUGCUGCUGGGACUGGGAUUCCUGAGAGCUAUCACGCCGGAUUUCUCCUCACUCACGGCGGAGCAGCAUCGGCUUGAAGGGGCCUUCCGCUUCAUGCACUCGCGCCUGCGCACCCAUGCUGAGUCAGUGGCAUUCUUUGGAGGAGGCGAUCGUGAGCAUGCGGUGGUGGCGGACAGGUUUGACCGGGUGAUGGAGCACAGGCGGGGAGUGCUGUCGCGGCGGUGGUUCUUUGGCAUCGCGGACGAGUUCAUCACCAAGCAGCUGCCGCACAACGUCACCUGGGGGCUCUCCAUGCUCUACGCCAUGGACUACUCGCUCACUGACAGCUCCGACAACCAAGGCGUAUUGGCACACGAUCUGCGCUUCCUGGCGUCGGUAGUCUCGCACUCGUUCCUGGCGUUCGGGGACAUCUUGGAGUGUUACCGCAAGGUGCAGGAGCUGGCAGGCACCAUUUCCCGGGUCAUGGGGCUCGAUGAGGCGCUGCUUGCUGCACAGCACGACCUGGCCCCUCACAACAUGCAGCGCCCGGGGUCCUUCACAGGGCUGCUGGCGCUAGCAUCUCAGGCACCAGACGCGCCAGUGGCACAGGACGUGGCGUUCCUGGGAGUGGACGUCAUCACUCCUGCCCAGAAGCUGCUGGCUCACAAGCUCUCUGUGACUGUGCACCCGGGGCAGUCGCUGCUCGUCACAGGCCCCAACGGCAGUGGCAAGAGCAGUCUAUUCCGAGUGCUGGGCGGGCUGUGGCCCCUCGUGGAGGGCACGAUACUCAAGCCAGGCCUCCCGCCGAUGACAGCGGGCAGCAUGCUGCUAGCAGAGGGCGCCACAGGCAUCGCCACAGGCGGCAUGUUCUACGUGCCCCAGCGCCCGUACGCUGCUCUGGGGUCGCUGCGAGACCAGCUGAUUUACCCGCUCUCGCGAGUGGAUGCGGCUCAGAAGGUCGUGGGGUUCCGGGCGCCUGCUGCUCUUGCUGCCGCUGGGAAAGGCGACACCCCAGCGGCAGGGUGGACAGCAGCGGUGGAGGCAGCAGCGUUCCGGGCGUUGGACGAGCAGCUGGCGCGCAUCAUGGAGGACGUGCGCCUGCUGUACCUGCUGGGCCGCGAGGGCGGCUGGGACGCCACCUCCACGUGGGAAGACACGCUCUCGCUGGGCGAGCAGCAGCGCCUGGGCAUGGCCCGUCUCUUCUUCCACCGUCCCAAGUUUGGCAUCUUGGACGAAUGCACCAAUGCAACGAGUGUGGAUGUGGAGGAGGCGCUAUAUGCACGUGCCAAGGAGCUGGGCAUCACUGUCAUCACAAUCUCCCAGCGGCCUGCCCUGGUGCCGUAUCACUCGCAGGAGCUGCGGCUCAUAGAUGGCGAGGGCACAUGGGAGCUGCGCUCCAUUCGCGUUGCCACCCACUCUGCAGGCGCCGUGCCUGCUGCUGACGGUGCUGUGCGGUCCAAAGUGGUGAUUGAGGAGGUUGCAGUCAAUGGAGAGGCUGAGGGCAGGAAGGAUUCGUCUUCAUAUGCUGCCGUGGCUGCUGCGGGGACUACGACUGAGGAGGCAUAA